AUGCCGUGGCGAGACCCUGUUCCCUUGACACGCGCGUGGUGUUUGUGGGAGAUCUUCUGUGGCAUCAGCAACGAGGGCACAGAGGUCACCAUCCAACUGCCCAAGAGCGAAGAACAGGCGCUCGAAGACGCUAUUCGCGACAGCUAUAAAGCCGUCACAGACACGCUGGUGCGCGUGCAGGCAGAGCGAGCCGACGCCUUCAACCCACAUGACAAGCACAUGAUCUUCACAGCGAUCGAGUCGUGGGCGGGCGGAUUUGGCGCAGUCAACCAAGCCGUGAAGGACCAGCUGCGCGCGUGGUGCCUGCAAAAGGCGGUGGGUGCCGUCGAAGCAAUGCGAGCACGAGGCGAGGACAGCACAGGGGCGUUCGCUGGGCUGUGCAACCACGUUGGGGGGGAACGUGGCGCCGACACCUUCGGCAACCUCGGUAUCGCCUACGCCAGCAAGGGCGAGUACGACAAGGCGAUUGCGUACUACGAGAAGGCCCUCGCCGUCUUCGUGGAGACGCUGGGCGAGAAGCACCCAAGCACAGCGAACACGUACAACAACCUCGGCCUCGCAUACGACAGCAAGGGCGAGCAUGCCAGAGGCAUCCACUACUACGAGAAGGCCCUCGCCAUCAGGGUGGAGACGCUUGGGGAGAAGCACCCGAGCACAGCCACGUCGUACAACAACCUCGGCAGCGCCUACCACAGCAAGGGCGACUACGACAGAGCCAUUGCGUUUUACGAGAAGGCCCUCGCCAUCAGGGUGGAGAUGCUGGGGGAGAAGCACCCGAGCACAGCCGAUUCGUAUCUGGGCCUCGGCAACGCCUACUACAGCAAGGGCGAGUACGAUAAGGCGAUUGCGUUUUACGAGAAGGCGCUCGCUAUCACGGUGGAGACGUUGGGGGAGAAGCACCCGAGCACAGCGAGCACGUACAACAACCUCGGCAGCGCCUACUACAGCAAGGGCGAGUACGACAAGGCGAUUGCGUUUUACGAGAAGGCGCUCGCUAUCACGGUGGAGACGUUGGGGGAGAAGCACCCGAGCACAGCGAGCACGUACAACAACCUCGGCAGCGCCUACUACAGCAAGGGCGAGUACGACAAGGCGAUUGCGUUUUACGAGAAGGCGCUCGCUAUCACGGUGGAGACGUUGGGGGAGAAGCACCCAAGCACUGCCGAUACCUACGGCAACCUCGGCAUCGCCUACCAUAGCAAGGGCGACUACGACAGAGCCAUCCACUUCCACGAGAAGGACCUCGCCAUCACGGUGGAAGCGUUGGGCGAGAAGCACCCGAGCGUAGCCACGUCGUACUUCAACAUCGGCCUGCUCUAUGACAAGCGCGGUGACAAGGAGCAGGCCUGCGCCUACAUUCAGCACGCGCUCGACGUUUUUGCGACCACGCUCGGGCCAGACCACCCACACACCCUCAAGGCGGAGCGCAACCUGCGGCGCAUUCGCGGUGGUGCUGUGACUAGGCAGCACACAUCCACGCAACACGUGUCAGAGUCUCGACUUCAGCAGCAACAGUGCUUGCUCAUCGCAACCUUCUUCUUCGUUGCACAUGCUGACGUUGACGCAAGACGCCCAGCAAACACGGGCAGCGACGGUGAGGACAAGAAGACAGGGACUGGGCGAGAUGCUCCUCGUGGCUGCUCUGUACCAGCAAGGGCGAUGUACGAGGACGCUUGCGAGUGCCCUGGUGAGCCACUGGCCGGCUGGUUGCGGAAGCGUGGGCGACGGAGGGCCGCCUUUCGCCCGUGCUGGUGCAAGCUUGACGACGACCGCCUGACGUACAGCAAGGGUCCUUCCCUGGCAGAACGUGGGCGCAUCCCCCUUUCCAGCGUGCUGUCAGCUGAGCUCGCCCAUGGUGGCGAGGAGUUACACGUCGCUGUUCCCGGCCGCACCUUCGUCUUCCGCCUGCACGCGCGCUCUGACACCUCGCUCGCUGACUGGUGCACUGCCACCAACAGCCGGAUCAACGCCACCACUUGA
Messenger RNA from Salpingoeca rosetta, 1980 nucleotides. Its product is annotated as kinesin light chain isoform 1. The record is from RefSeq and is a predicted model, not a curated record. Gene Ontology annotation, cellular component: kinesin complex. Lineage: Eukaryota; Choanoflagellata; Craspedida; Salpingoecidae. The coding region runs from base 1 to 1980 and encodes 659 amino acids. Gene Ontology annotation, molecular function: protein binding. The transcript is spliced from 3 exons.